AUGGGUAUUAAACAUCUCUACCAGGUCAUUUCUGAAAAUGCCCCCGAUGCCGUCAAAACAGGCGAAAUCAAGAACCAUUUCGGUCGCAAGGUUGCGAUUGAUGCAUCCAUGAGCAUUUACAGCUUCUUGAUUGCCGUCCGAUCAGAUGGUCAACAACUCAUGAGCGAAGCGGGCGAGACCACCUCACAUCUCAUGGGCAUGUUCUAUCGUACACUACGAAUUGUCGACAACGGUAUCAAACCACUCUAUGUUUUCGACGGUGCCCCUCCAAAGAUGAAAGGCGGCGAACUCGCGAAGCGAUCGGCGCGAAAGAGGGAAGCUCACGAAGCUCAUGAGGAGGCUAAAGAGACUGGUACGGCAGAAGACAUGGAGAAGUUCUCGCGAAGAACCGUUCGCGUCACACGAGAGCAUAAUGAAGAGUGCAAGAAGCUCUUGAAGUUGAUGGGCGUUCCAUACAUUGAUGCUCCGACAGAAGCUGAAGCACAAUGUGCGGUUUUGGCACGUGCAGGCAAAGUUUAUGCUGCUGCAUCGGAGGAUAUGGAUACUCUAUGCUUCGAAGCGCCGAUCUUGCUGCGUCAUUUGACAUUUAGUGAACAGCGAAAGGAGCCCAUCCUGGAAAUCCAUCUAGACAAGGCUCUUGAAGGUCUUGGCAUGGACAUGGCACAGUUUAUCGACCUGUGUAUUCUUCUGGGCUGCGAUUAUCUAGAACCCAUCCCCAAGGUCGGUCCGAAUACUGCAUUGAAGCUCAUUCGUGAGCAUGGGUCUCUCGAAAAGGUCGUGGAAGCCAUUGAAAACGACCCCAAGAAGAAAUACGUUAUCCCCGACGACUGGCCGUACCAGGAGGCACGAGAACUCUUCUUCAACCCCGACGUGAGAAAGGCCGAUGAUCCACAAUGCGAUUUCAAAUGGGAGAGUCCCGAUGUGGAAGGGUUGGUCAAGUUCCUAGUCACCGAUAAAGGCUUCAGUGAAGACCGAGUUCGCAAUGGCGCCGCCCGAUUGGCAAAGAAUCUCAAGACCGCGCAACAGUCUCGACUUGAGGGAUUUUUCAAACCGGUCGCCAAGACUGACGCAGAAAAGGCAAGCAUGAAACGCAAGCAUGACGAGAAAAUUGAGGAGCAAAAGAAGCGGAAAAAGGAAGAUGCCAAGGCUAAGAAGGAAGCCAAAGCGCGUCCGCGUCGCGCUGUAUGA
Talaromyces marneffei is the source of this 1188-nucleotide messenger RNA. RefSeq lists its product as uncharacterized. The record is from RefSeq and is a predicted model, not a curated record. Lineage: Eukaryota; Fungi; Ascomycota; Eurotiomycetes; Eurotiales; Trichocomaceae. Bases 1 to 1188 code for a protein of 395 amino acids. The transcript has 5 exons. Gene Ontology annotation, cellular component: cytoplasm; nucleus. Gene Ontology annotation, molecular function: 5'-3' exonuclease activity; 5'-flap endonuclease activity; DNA binding.